AUGGCAGGUAGUGGAGUAGUGAUAUUUACCAUUUGUAGUUUGUUCUACUUGGUGUCAGGUGGCCGUUGGUCACUUGUUGUAGCUGAAUCUCCGAUUUAUGCCGUUGAUUUCACUUCAUCAUUCACUCCUUCAACCACUACUCAAAUUCCAAGAUCAGUUCCAUUACUCAGAUCAAGAGCUAAAAGAUCACCAAGAGUAAUUAAAGCUUCCAAACCAAUUCAAUUAAGUGUUACUUCCAAUGAAGCUUCAUUAACCAAAUCAACUAUCAACUUAUUGGAAUCUCAAAUUUAUAUCUUUUAUACAACUUUAACAGGUUCAUCUCAUAGAGUUGCUAAGACUUUACAAGAAAAGCUUGAAAAUUUAGAAGAUUUAAAAAAUAAACCAAAGUUAUUAAGUUUAGAUGAUGAUUUAGAUGAUCUUGAAGAAUACUUCUUAAAGACUCCAAAUAAUGGUAAUAAUAAGAAUAUUUAUUUAUUAGUAUUGCCAUCUUAUGAAACUGAUUCUCCUAUUGAUUAUUUCCUUGAACAUUUGAAAGAUACUUAUCAAGAUUUCAGAGUUGAUAAAUAUCCAUUGAGAUCUUUAUUAGGAUUUGCUGUGUUAGGUUUAGGAGAUUCUGAAUCUUGGAAUGGUGAGAAAUUCUGUUAUCAAGCUAAAUUAGCUGAUAGAUGGAUGGGUAAAUUAGGAGCUAGAAGACUUUUCCCAGUUGGUGAAGUUUGUAUGAAAUAUGAAGGUGAACCAAAAGCCAAUGAAUGGAUUCAAAACUUUGCUCAAUUACUUUCUGAUGAUGAACCAUUCUACAUAGAUGAAAACGAUGAUGUUGAUGAUAGUGAUAAAGAAGAUUCCGAAGAAGGAACUGAUGAUGCUGAUACAUUAGUUGAUGUUGAAGAUAUGGGAGAUAUAAUAAGAAAAUCAGGCACAAGAGGUUUAGCCGGUAAUAGUACUAACGAAGAAGUAAAACAAAUGGUAGCUAAAGAUUCACCAACUUAUAAAUCAUUAACCAAACAAGGUUAUACUAUAGUUGGAUCUCAUUCUGGGGUUAAGAUUUGUAGAUGGACCAAAAGUGCAUUAAGAGGUAGAGGAUCAUGUUAUAAAUUUGCAUUUUAUGGUAUUAAAUCUCAUUUAUGUAUGGAGACUACUCCAUCAUUAGCUUGUUCUAAUAAAUGUGUUUUCUGUUGGAGACAUGGUACUAAUCCAGUAGCUAAGCUGAAUUGGAGAUGGGAAUUAGAUCCACCUGAAAAAGUGUUUGAAGGUGCAUUAGCAGGUCAUUAUCAAAAAAUUAAGCAAAUGAGAGGUGUUCCAGGUAUUCAAAUGGAUAGAUUCCAAGAAGCCUUUCAAGUUAGACAUUGUGCAUUAUCACUUGUUGGAGAACCAAUUUUCUAUCCUCAUAUUAAUGAAUUUGUGGGUAUGUUACAUGAAAAGCAUAUUUCAUCAUUCUUAGUUUGUAAUGCUCAACAUCCUGAUAAUUUAGCUAAAUUACAAAAGGUCACUCAAUUAUAUGUUAGUAUUGAUGCUCCAAAUAGACAAGAUUUAAAGAAAGUUGAUCGUCCAUUAAAUAGUGAUUUCUGGGAAAGAUUAAUGUCAUGUUUGGAUAUUUUAAGAACUAUUCAAAAGCAUCAACGUACAGUUUUCAGAUUAACUUUAGUGAAGGGAUUUAAUAUGGGUGAUAUUGAAAGUUAUGCUGAUAUGGUAGCUAGAGCCUUACCAUCCCAAAUUGAAAUCAAAGGUGCUACCUUCUGUGGUUCAUCUAGUGCUAAUGGUAAUCCAUUGACCAUGCAAAAUAUUCCAUUCUAUGAAGAAUGUAAAGAGUUUGUGGUUAAUUUAAGUAAUGAAUUGAAAUCAAGAGGUCUUAAUUAUGAUAUUGCUGCUGAACAUGCUCAUUCAUGUUGUAUUUUAAUGGCUGAUACCAAAUUUAAGAUCAAUGGUAAAUGGCAUACCCAUAUAGAUUAUCCUAAAUUUUUUGAAUUAUUAGAAAGUGGUAAAGAGUUUGUGGAUUUAGAUUAUGUUAAGGAAACACCAGAAUGGGCCGUUUGGGGAUCAGAUGAAGCAGGGUUUAAUCCUGAAGAUACUAAAUUUGAUAGAAAAGCUGAAAAAUUAAAGAACAAACUUGCAAGAGAAGAACAAUCUCGUCAAAUUAUAGAACAACAAAAGAACUUUUAA
Scheffersomyces coipomensis is the source of this 2157-nucleotide messenger RNA. RefSeq names its product putative tRNA 4-demethylwyosine synthase. NCBI's taxonomy places the organism in Eukaryota, Fungi, Ascomycota, Pichiomycetes, Serinales, Debaryomycetaceae. Bases 1 to 2157 code for a protein of 718 amino acids. The transcript has 2 exons. Gene Ontology annotation, molecular function: 4 iron, 4 sulfur cluster binding; catalytic activity; FMN binding. Gene Ontology annotation, biological process: wybutosine biosynthetic process. The record is from RefSeq and is a predicted model, not a curated record.